CAUGACGGAGGAAGCAGACAAAUGUCAUGUAGUGAUGUAUCCGUCACCGGGAAGAGGCCACCUCAUGUCCCUGGUGGAGCUCGCCCAGUCCCUCCUCCGCCACCACUCUUGCCUCUCCGUCACCGUCCUCAUCUCCUCCCCUCCCCACCUCCUCCCUUUCAUCACCCCUUACAUCUCCUCCGUCUCCCCCUCCAUCGCCUUCCGCCACCUGCCCUCCCUCUCCCUCCCCCACUCUCUCUCCUCCACCCCCACCGCCUUCUCUGACGACCCGGCCAUGUACUUUGAAUACGCCCACCUCAACAACCCCAACCUCCACCAAGCCUUGUCUGAGCUGCUCUCCGCCUCCAAUCCCUCACAGAAGCCCAAAGCCCUCGUCGUCGACUUCUUCUAUGGUGCCGGCGCCAAGGUCGCCGCCGCGCUCCACCUCCCUGCGUACUUUUACUUCCCUUCUGGCGCGAACCCUCUCGCGGCGUUUCUCUACUUCCCCACCCUACACAAGCUCACCAACACCAGCUUGAAAGACCAGGACAGCAGCGUCGAUAUCCCGGGCGUACCCCCCAUUCCGGCGAAGCACAUGCCGUCCAGAAUGCUGGACCGCAGUAGCAGAAUCUACGGCCACUUCUUGGAAACGUCGGUGCGGCUGGCGGAAUCUGCCGGGCUCAUAAGCAACACGUUCGAGGCGCUCGAGCCAAGGGCCGUCAAAGCGAUAUUGGAGGGACUGUGCCUGCCGGACGGCCGAACUCCUCCGGUGUACUGCAUUGGGCCGCUCGUGGCGGCCAACGAUCACAUCAGUCAGCGCGAUUGCCUGAGCUGGCUCGACUCGCAACCAAGCGGAAGCGUCUUGUUUAUGACCUUCGGGAGCAUGGGGGUGUUCUCGUCGAAGCAGCUGAGAGAGAUCGCUCACGCGCUGGAGAGGACUGGCGUCAGGUUCUUGUGGGUGGUGCGUAGGCCACCACCGCACGAUGAAAUCUGGGGCAACUUAGCUAUUAAACCAGAAGAUGAUCCAGGCAUGGAUGCGAUCCUUCCGAGUGGCUUCAUGGACAGAACCAAGGACAGAGGGCUGGUGCUGAAGUCGUGGGCCCCGCAGGUGGCAGUGCUGAGCCACGGCUCGGUAGGCGGGUUCGUGAGCCACUGCGGUUGGAACUCAGUGAUGGAGGCGGUGUGCGCCGGUGUGCCCAUGAUAGUCUGGCCGCUCUACGCAGAGCAGAAGCUGAUUAGGGCGUACGUAGCUGGGGAGAUGAAGCUGGUACUGUCGGUGGCCGAGACAGAAGACGGGUUCGUGACGGCGGACGAGUUGGCGGGGCGAAUCACCGAGUUGAUGUGCCCGGAGGAAGGGAGAGCGGUGAGGGAGCGAGUGGCGGAGACGAGGAAUGCGGCGAGGGAGGCGUUGAGCGAGGGAGGGUCGUCGCGGGUGGCGAUGGCAAAGUUGGUGGACUCAUUUAGAAGCGGAAUGGUGCGAGGAGAAGAGUAACCAUGGCACAAUCUACUAUUCUUGGAACAUCGAC
Molecule: messenger RNA, 1505 nt
Organism: Rhodamnia argentea
Lineage: Eukaryota; Viridiplantae; Streptophyta; Magnoliopsida; Myrtales; Myrtaceae
Product: anthocyanidin 5,3-O-glucosyltransferase-like
Exons: 2
Coding region: 2-1471 (489 amino acids)
Molecular function (GO): UDP-glycosyltransferase activity
Source: RefSeq, a predicted model, not a curated record